AUGUAGUGUUGCCCGAUGCGGCGCGAAGUGAGGCGCAGAUGAAACGUGGGCCGCGUGAGAAAUGUCAGUGUGAAGAGGAAUUGAAGAAAAACAAACAAUCUGAAAAGGAAAUUCCACAGCAAUGGAGAAGGUGGAAAAGGAGCCGGAAAGCGAUGAAAAGGGGGUGGUGAAGAAGAAAAAGUUUGUCGUGCGUUCGGCAUCGGACUUGCAGAGAAUUCGCCUGGAGAAGCUCAUGAACAAUCCUAAUAAGCCCGUCAUGAUCCCCGAGGUGCCUAGGGAGAAGGACCACCUGGGAUCAGUGCCCUCGUUCGUGAGGAACGUAAUGGGAUCGAGUGCCGGCGCGGGUUCCGGAGAGUUUCACGUCUACCGGCAUCUGCGCAGGAAGGAAUACGCCCGGCAGAAACACAUCUCCGAGGCUAGCAAGCGGGAGCAGCUGAACGUUGAGUACCAGGACAAGGUGGAGGACAACAAGCGGCAAGCGGAGGAAAAGACAGCGAAGAAGCGCGCUAAGAGACUGAAGAAGAAGGCCAGGGCGAAAGACAGAGUGAAAAUGCCAAGGAAGGAGGCUGAGAAUGAACCAGAAAGCGAAGAUUCACCAUCUGAAGAGGAACAGGCAAAUGCGUCUCCUAAGGAAGCACCAGAAGAGGAGGUAGAAAAGGUGUCAGAAGAGAAGAUUGUUGAGGAAGACGCAAAAGAAUCCAAGGAAGAUCUCAGAAAAGAUGAAAGUGAAGAAAAAUCCCAAUAA
Molecule: messenger RNA, 745 nt
Organism: Phlebotomus argentipes
Lineage: Eukaryota; Metazoa; Arthropoda; Insecta; Diptera; Psychodidae
Product: PRKR-interacting protein 1 homolog
Exons: 2
Coding region: 122-745 (207 amino acids)
Biological process (GO): negative regulation of protein kinase activity
Cellular component (GO): nucleolus
Molecular function (GO): protein kinase binding; double-stranded RNA binding; protein kinase inhibitor activity
Source: RefSeq, a predicted model, not a curated record